Messenger RNA from Apis laboriosa (Himalayan honeybee), 19419 nucleotides. RefSeq lists its product as uncharacterized. Lineage: Eukaryota; Metazoa; Arthropoda; Insecta; Hymenoptera; Apidae. Gene Ontology annotation, molecular function: mRNA binding. The record is from RefSeq and is a predicted model, not a curated record. The transcript has 8 exons. The coding region runs from base 1189 to 2226 and encodes 345 amino acids.
GUAACAAUAUAUUAUUAUUAUUCUUACUUGCCUGACCGGUGUGUUGUUCAUUUAUAAAUCGCGGUCUACGUUUUUUCGUUCGUCCCUCGCCGAGUUAUUCGUCUUUCCUGCUCGGUCUCUCUAAUUGGUUAAUCAUUAUAUAAUUGUAUACAUAUACAGAAUCAAUCAACGUAACAUAUAUACAUAUCUUUCAAUCUACUACAUAAACGCAAAGGAAUAUAAUACAAAUACACAUAAAAAACAUACGACAAACGCACGCGCUGCGCUGGCGAAAAACGCGUUUUAUGUCUAACGCGAAUUGUCGUUACCUGCUUCUUGUCUGCAUACAUCGCCGCGCUGAUACAUCCGGAUCCAGAUCGUCGGUCAACGUUACCGUGCUCAUCCAUCUCCGUUCGCGUGAUCGAUUAAUACGCGAUUAAUCAGUAUCGUUUAAUAAACGUGAAUAUAACGGAAUACGUGAAGAGAGAGCGGAUUAUACCUCGGUGCUGCAUGGGCUACUACCUGCCGGUAGAUGAACAAGUGUCGUCGACGAAUUACCACGGUAGAGCACGUUCUCUGGGUUUGGCCCUCCUCCACGGGCACGGUGUAUCGAUUGCUCUAAAAUAGACGCGUGGGAACACCUGCAGGCUACAUACACAUUCUACCUACAACUCAGACCGUCUCGUUCUCUCUCUAGCCCUCUCUCUCUCUUACUUUCUCUCUGCAUCGGUCUUUCCUGACGCCCUUGCAGCGCGUGACAGGUGCAACGAGAGUAACGGUAGCAGCACCGCGCUGUUAUAGGGCUGGAGGUGGAGGAAGUAGUGACGGUGGAGGUGGAGGUGCAAGCGACGAAGAAGAAACAUAACAGGAAGCGGAAGAAGCGAAACGACGAAAAGGAAGAGAGAGAGAGAGGGUAGAACAGAAGAAAGUAGAACCGACACACAUACAUACGUGCGCGCGCGCGUUUAGAUACGGAAAGGAAAGGAGUAAAGGUGGAGAAGGAGGAAGGAGGCGAAACGCCUGGGUUUCUCGCGAGAAAAGGGUUAUUUCCAGUGAUACGUCCUGGAGGCGCCUGUCGUCUUCGCCGGUACAACCAUAACGCCGCCCGCUUUAAAACGCCCGAGACGGGAUACGGUGGACUCAUCGCCGCCACCCGCUCGAACCGCAGCCCCCGGAAACCCCGGACCAUCCAGCAAACUCGCUUGCAUCAUGGACGCACCGCUCUCACAGAGUAUGGACUCCGUCAACACGGUGGCCACCGGUGAAGACGAGGUGCGCACCUUGUUCGUGAGCGGCUUGCCGAUGGACGCCAAGCCGAGGGAGCUCUAUCUGCUCUUCAGAGCAUACGAGGGGUACGAGGGAUCCCUGUUGAAAGUCACAAGCAAAAAUGGGAAAACAGCGUCGCCGGUGGGUUUCGUGACUUUUCACACGAGGGCCGGUGCAGAGGCGGCGAAACAGGACCUUCAGCAGGGGGUUAGAUUCGAUCCUGAUAUGCCACAAACCAUACGUUUGGAAUUUGCAAAAAGUAACACAAAGGUUAGCAAACCCAAGCAACCAGCCGCUGCAGCAGCCACCUCGCACCCUGCUCUGAUGCACCCUCUAACUGGACGUAAGUAUGCACCGCCACUCGUUCACUCGCUGGAUACGUUCUCACUACUAUUCUCACCCACUGCACUCACUACAACUACAACGUAUCUUCCUCCUUGUUGUUUCUCUCUCUAUCUCUUUUUCUAUUCCACUACCUAUAUGUCUAUCUUAUCUCUUGAAGUGUAUAUUGUUGUUUCUGUUUUCUUUUUGCAGGCGCCCAUGUCUCUGCCGCAUCCCACGACGCUGACGUCGAUACACGCGUCGCUACCCCAUUUCCUACCCUCGCCGGCACUGGCAUCGCCGGUUGGUUCACCCUCGUCCCAACCGAACAUAGCAGUGAGCAACGCGCCCUGUUCCACCCUCUUCGUGGCCAACCUCGGCCAAUUCGUGUCCGAGCACGAGCUCAAGGAUAUCUUCAGCAGUUUUCCUGGUUUCUCCCGGCUUCGUAUGCACACGAAGGGAGGGUCGCCAGUGGCCUUUGUCGAAUAUCAAGACGUUCGCUACGCGGCCCAGGCGAUGGCCACUCUCCAAGGAUCCUUUCUCCUCUCCUCCGACCGGGGAGCAAUACGAAUCGAAUAUGCAAAGUCAAAAAUGGCCGAGGUGGGCUUUACAAAUCUCUGGAUCGAAGGAUCAAAGAGAGAAGAAAACGGGCAACCUUAAGAUCGACAUCAACGGCAUGUAAGAACGAGGGAACGAGGGAACGACCGUGCGUGCUCACACCCCGGAAAUCGGCAAUACGAGGACGGAUGUUGGAACCCGAUUGUUUUCGCGAUCUAUAAAAGAAAGAAAGAAAGAAAGAAAGAAAGAAAAAAAAGAAAGAAAGAAAGAAAGUGUGGAUAAAUUGAAGAUCGGCGUGGAGCGCAUCCGUGUUUCCAGAGCGAGAAAAAUUCGAUUCUCGAGUCCACGCUCGAGAAAUCCACGCUUCUGCGAAGGAAUCGAGGAUCCAAGAUGGCGGCGCGGCAAGUAACCGCGGGAAAUUUGAAACGAUUCGAGCGAUCGGGGGUGGGAUCACGAAGAAGGGGAAAAGGAAAGAAAGCACGUAAGGAAAAAAAAAACGAAGAGAAACUAAAGCAUUUCACGUAUGCGAGAAAGAGAGAGAGAGAGAGAGAGAGAGAGAGAGAGAGAGAGAGACAGAGAGACAGAUACACAGGAAGAAAAUAAGGAUGUGAUAGAUCAGGAAAAUUUCGAGAAACGGGACAAGUCGAAGUGUGUAUGGUUGUUCAGCCUUGUCUCGCGAAAGCAGCACCACAAUGUAGGGAGGAGUUUUAAUCGAGAAGAGGGAAUAGGAAAAAAAUAUAUGAAAAUAGAAAAAAAAUAUAAAAAAAAAGGAAAAAAAAAAAAGAAGAAUUCUUAUAAAAUCGCGCGGAGCAACGGCGUUUUAGAUUCGCGACUCGCGGGGGGCCCAAAAAUAAUCGCGUAUAUAUGAUAUUCCUAGGUAUAUAUAUUUUUUAACGACUUAACUUAUCGAUCUAUUUCGAUUAGCCGUGUACUAUCUUGUCUAUUUAUUUUCCACCGAGUCUUGAUUGCGAUCAACGACGACGACGAAGCGAGAGACACGAAAAAAAAAGAAAAAAAAAAAGAAAAAAAACGUAAAAAAAAGAAAAAACGAAAACAAAAAGAAAAAAAAAUGAAGAAAGGAGAAAGAAAGAUGAGAAAGAAGAGGAGAAUACAUGAAGGAAAGGAUUACACAGACACAUACAUACACACACACAGAUAUACACACGUGUCGAUUGUGAACUCGUCGCGACACCUCGGCGCGAUUUUCACGCGGAGGCGAUAUUGCACGCCGCGAUUUCGACACCAGUGACAUCAUUUUCUUUCGUACUACACCAGCGUCCAAAAGUAGAGAAACACCAAUUACGUUCCCAAUUCGAAAAGAACUUGAAAAAAAAGAGAAAGCGAAAAUUAUUACGGUGCUUUCAAAAUUCUUUGAAGUUAAAAAAAAAAAACAAUAGAAAAUUUAAAAUAACUUUAAUUUAUCUAUAACAUCAAUUUCCAAACUUUUCGAUCGAUAUAAUGUAUAUAUACAUAGAAUUCGAGAAUUUGAAAAAAAAAAAAAAAAAAAGAAAGAAAAAAAUUAUUCCCAGUGCGGAAAAUCCUUUAAAGUUGAGAAAUAAUAGAAAAUUUUGAGAUAUCUAAUUUAUAACUUAUCUAUAACAUCAACUUUUCAAAACUUUUGGUCGAUAGUGUAUAUAACACACGUACACAUACAUACAUAUAUGCAUACAUACAUACAUACAUACAGAGGGAAGAGAAAUAUAAAAGCAGGAGGAGACGGCACUGUUGAAGAAGUCACACGCGCACGCAUAUAACGUAAUACUUGUUCACACGUACACGGAGGAACACACAGAGACCGCAAGUCGCGGAAGAUUCUUUUAGGAAAAUCGAGCCCCGCGCUGUUUUCGAGAGGAGGAAAAAAGGGUAUUGAGAAUAUUUUCGGGGGUCGACACACGUGCGACGAUGAUCUCCCGAAAAGACAGAAGAGUCGUCGUUGGGUAAAAAAGAAAAAAUAUGGUCCUUUUUUAAUCUGUUAACCGGGCUGUUUGUUAGGGGGGAAAAAAAAAAACGAACGAACGAACGAACUAAAUAAUAAAACCGCGAAGCUACUUCGAUUUUUCGAGCUCGUCGAACUGGUUGAGCAGAUGAAUUUCUAUUUUAUGGUGUUUUGGACGAGAGGUGAUAAGUGAUAAGGAAGCGAAGGAAAGUAUAGAGAAAGAAUAUAUAUUUUAGUUUUUUAAGAGGAUAAUGAAAGUGAAAAGUGGCUUAAGCUUAAGAUAGAAGGAAUGAUGAAUGUUUAAUUGUAUAGGGGAAACGAAUAAGUAUUGUUUUAACUCUUUGACUUACGAUAUUCGUCCAUACUUGUGAUAGAUGUUAUUGAUUCUAUUGAAAUAGAAACAAUGUGUCGAAAUAGAGGUAAAUAAGAUUUCGUUUUCAAUUUGUAAACUGGAGGACCACGUUACGUAUUCGUGCGAAAGAGAAACUUUGGAGAAAGAGAGAGAGAGAGAGAAAAGAAAAAAAGAAACAUCCAAAAUGCGAAGGAGACGAAUGCAUAAGUGGUGUGUAAGUAAUUACGUCGAUAUAAAGCAUAAAUAAAUAGUUGAAGAGAAAAAUAAUAUUAAUAAUAAUAAUAAUAAUAAUAAUAAUAAUCGUGAGGCAUGGAGUCGAAGCAAAGUGAUAUGAGAAGAAUAAAAAUGAAAAAAAGAAAAAAAAAAAGAAAAAGAAAAAGUAAGCCGAUUCGCAUUUGAAAGUAUAAACACUUUGAAAGUAUAAACCGAAUUAUAUAUUUCAUAAUUAUACAAAUUUCUAGAAACCGAAUGAUUCCAACUCUGCCCUCCCCGGUUAACAGAUCUUAAAAUCGAUCUUAAAAAUAUCGAAAUUACGAUCUCUCUACGAAACGCUAGAAGAAAAAAAAAAUGACUCUAUGACUAAUGGAUACAACAUUCACGAUGCAUUUGUCAUUUUUCACAUUUCGUAAUCACCGAUUAUGUACUCGAACUGGCGCCCAUUUAAUUCCGGGACAAUUCGACGAAGGCGUUGCCUCUAAGGCACGUAAACUCGCGUGCACCUCUCUCGAUCCACGUGGAUUCGAAUGAAAGAAAAGGAAAAGAAGAGAAAAGAAAAAAAAAAUGCGAAGACAAGCGCGGAGGCUCGUAGACGAAAUUGCAUAAUAUAGAGAUACAAAAGAGACGAAGACGAAUACAUCAAGCUUAAUACCAAAGGUGCCCUAAGAAGCGUGUAUUUAUGUUUUAUCAUUGGCGCGUCGCAAAACGGCGAGCAUAUAUAUAUAUAUAUAAAUAUAUGUAUAUGUACAUGUAUAUAUAUAUAUAUAUAUAUACAUUUAAUUAUGUAUCUUGUUAAGGAGAGAGAGAGUCUAAUAUCCUAGACGAGUGUCUGCAUGUGCGCAUGUGUAUAGCGAUAAACGAAAGUUGUGCAAACGAGAGACGCGCGAAUGAGAUCUAAACGGAGAAAACGUGAAGAAACGAAAGUGAGAUUAGUGAAUGAAUGAUCGAUAGGAGAAAUUAAUGCGUGUUAAUUUACGUAAUAAUAAUCUUAUAUAUAUACAUAACGAAUGCGAACAUAUCAUAGGAUUAAGCAGUAGAGAGGGAAGAAAGUUAAAGUUUUCUCGUAAUAAAGGGGGAAAAGAAAAAAAAAAAAAAAAAAAAAAAAGAAGUAACUUUUAAACGAUCUGUCUUUAGUAGUGGCGCGAAAUAGACAGAGAAAAAUCGAGGAUACCGAAGAUGGUGUGUGCCCUGCGUGCUAGAUACGACGGCCAACUCGGCACGUAAUUUGCCCAAGUGCCUUCCCGUUGGUCGAGUCAUGCUGUAAUUCGUAUAUACCGUGUAUUAUUCGUCUCGUCCCGAUUUCAAACUCGUCGAACUCUCCCCCCUUCUCCCGUGGGAUCCACGUUAUUAUUUAUACACGCGUGCAUGCGUGGCGAUAACGUGGGAUAAUCGCGCAUCGAGUUUGCGUUGAAAAGAAAAGAAGAAAACGGAAAAAAAAAAAAGAUAGGAGGAGAAACAAAGGAGAUGAGUAUAUAUAUAUAUAUAGUCGCAGUCCUGAAAAAAAGAAAAAAAGAAAAAAACAAAAAAUAACUCAAUCCAGGAGACGCUUCUUCAAACUAAACUCUAAAAAAAAAAAAAACUAAUUCCGAAAAGCUGUUCGAGCCUGCCUGAUAGUUUUCUAUCGCCUCGUCGUUUUCUACUUACAACCUUUUCCUCGAAGGACAGAGAGCUGCCGCAUCGACGCGUGUUCCUCUAAUUUAUAAAUAUUUAAUCUCUGCUCGACGAUUAUCCCGUUGAUAGAAUCUACGGUGUGAAUUCUACGGCGUAAGAAGCUAGAAAAGAAGGAGAAGAAAAAUUGUGCAAAAAAAUACACCGAAGAGAAAGAGACAGAGAGAGAGAGAGAGAGAGAGAAAUUCUUCAACGGUGAUCGAAAAAAAGGAAAGAAAAAAUACUUUUCUCAUAGACAGAAAGAAUCGAAUAUUUUUCUCAUAAAUUCCUCGGAUUUCCACGUCAAAUCGAGCGGAUUCUCCGAUAGAGUCGAUCGACAGCUUAUUCUCUCAGAGUUCAAGAGUUCAAUCCUCGUGCUGGUAAAUAAAUAUGAUCCUCAUCGAACAACCACUGGGCAUUUAUUAUACGCAUCCGCAAUUAAUAGUGACGAGUGGUGAUUAAGUGAUUAAGAAUAUAGUAGAGAAUAUGUGUGCCUGUGCGUAUAUGUCAACCGUGUGUGUACGUUGAAAGGCGAGAUAUUGUGACGAAAGGAUAAAAAAAAAAGUAGUGGGUAAAAAGUCAUAUAUCAACAAGAGAAACGGUUAAUUUUACGAUUGAUACGUUCGAAAGACACGUUUCGUCAGCGACAUGUGGCAGUCUCGUCGUAAUUGCCCUCGUCCAUGAGCACGCUCCUUUAUUUUUCUAUUUUCAUGAAAACGUGAGUCGAGAAGGAGAGGAAAACGUGAGUCGAGAAGGAGAGAAAAACGCAGUGAGGGGAAGGAAAACAGAGUGCGCGUUGUGCGCAUCGUUUCGUGCGCACAGGUGGCGAUUAUGUUCUAGGCAUUACAUAGAACUUGUUAGCGUAUUUCUGAAGUUUAUCUUUAUGUGCGAUUAGAUGUGAAUUUCGUUUCUUUUUUUUUUCUUUAAAUAAUUAACUCUUUCAUUGUGGUAUUCUUAAAAGUAAAAAUAUGUUUCGUAAAGUGAAUCGAAGUCUCGUUGCCCGAUCAUCGUUCCUUAUAAACAAAUAUUUCGAUCAAUGAAUCGUGUGUUUUUUAACGUAUUUGUGAACGGUUAACCUCUUUAGGGAUGCCAUAAGACAUCAAACGUAACAUUUCAAAACAAUGAUUAUUGAGUAAAAUAAAAUGUUAUCGAUGUUUCGAGUUUUUAUUAUUAAAAGAUUUUGUAGUGAGGAAUUCUUCGAUAGAACUUAUUUUUUUCUUUUUAUUAUUUAAUUAAAAUAAUUUUAAUUUUAAGAAAAACGUACAUAUAUGUAUCAAUUUCUGAAGAGGUUAUUUAAAUAUCUUUUUGUUCAACAUUUUUCAAUACCAUAUCUAUUGAAAUUUAAAAUUUACUACUAUUGAAUCGAAUAAUUCUUAUUCUAAUUUAAACCAUUCCAAAGUAAGCAUCAUCACAUUCACGACCAAAUUUUCUUCUUUUCUCAACUCCUCAAUUCACGUGGUGUGUCGUUGUUUAAAGAUUCAAGUGAAACGAAAGCAGACUUCUUACUAUCUUUCUUGCCGUGAAACAAAAAUCCGUGUGACCUGAAAGAGGAAGUUGGUCGGUCUGUUUCCGGGGAACUGGACCGUCACGAAAUUCAGAGCGAGACGAGAUGUCCCUUGACGAUGAAAAGCGGUAAACUCGGCUCGUCGGGCAACGAGAUCUCGUUUUCGAAAGAAGUGUGUCACCGAUCGCGAGGCAUACACGAUGAAUGUGGAACGAUUUUUGCAAUAUCGGCUCGAGCCGAUUGUAAAAAUUUUCAACGAUUGACCGCGAGAUUGGUUUUAAUUUAAUAAGAAAGAAAGAAAAAAAGAAAGAAGAAAGUAUGUCGCUGAAUAGAAGAUGAAAGAAGAUAAACGUAUAGAGGAAGAGAAAGAGAGAGAGAGAGAGAAAGAGACAAAGAAACGGAGGUAAGACGAGAUUUCAGGGUUGUCACUCUUCUGAUACAUAUCGUUAGAUUGUUAAGGGCUUGCCGAGCAGGCUAUUUGAAAGUAGAUAAUUAUCUUGGAAGGCGUUUGGAGUCGUCUAUCCUAAAGAAGAUCGAUCGAAACUUGAUUCUUCAAUUCAAAAUUUUACGAGAAAUUGAGAUUCUCGAAAUUUAAACAAUAGUAAAAAAAUUUGUUUUAUUCUUUGAUUCAUAUGAACUAUAGUGAUUCCUCACAACAUUUUUUAAAUAAAAAUUAUUCUGUAUUUAAGUUUCGAAAGUUUAAAAAAAUUACGAAGUUUUUAAGUUUCGAUUACAUUCCCAUUUUUAUUAAAAAUAAAAUUAAAAUCUUUGCCUUUAUGAAAGAAAGAAAAUAAUUCGAUAGAAGACGGGUUAAUCCUUUCUUGCAACAAAUACAUGUUUUUAAUAUUUUUAUUACAAGUAUAAUAAUAAAAGAAAUAAAGAGAUUCAUAGAUAAAUCAACAAAAUUUUUUCACAGAAGAAAUUUAAUUUUUAUGCACAAAUCAAUUCUCUAUUUAUUAAAAGAUUAAUUAAUGCACCAUAUAUAUCACUUAAGAUAAAUCUUUAUCAAUUCUAAAAUAUAAAAAAAAAAAUUAAUAUAAUUCUUUUAAAAAGAGAUCUCAGAAUUUCACGAACAAUUAUCCUAAAAAAUAAGAAUCCUCUCGAAAUCGGACAAAAAUCGACUCUUAAUAGGAUGAUGACUUUGAUAAACGCUUUCCAAUUGAUCGUUAGUAUAAAUAAAAAAAUUAAAAAAAAAAAAAAGAAUAAAAAUAAAAGUGUGUAAAUUCCGCUUGAAUCCGUGAACAUGUCGAUCCACGAACAUAUCACCGAAUUUCUGACUCGUUAGAGUAUCGUAAUAUUCGUCAUAGAUGGUGACUGAAUAAAUUUUUUUUCCUCGUAUAAGUCGAUAUAUAGAGAAUAAAAAUUUUAUCGAACUCCUCGGAUCCUCUCUUAAGUGUGUCUUGGACUGUACGUAUAGGUAUAAUAUAUAUAUACACACAUAUAUAUUUAUUAAAAAAAAAGGGGGGGUGGGAAUUGUUUGUACACACAUUGAUAACAGAGAGACGUGGUUUCGAAGGAAAAGAAAAGUUAGGUCAAUUCAACGUUCCCUUCUUGAAGAGUCGCGAUUUUUUGAAGAGAGUAAAACAAAAGGUGUACACAUCUGUGUGUGAUCUUCGAAAACGGCGGAAAGUAUAGCCUAAAUUGUAAAACCCAUGCGAGGCCUUACAUUUGCGAAUUCGGAGAGAGCGACGACGAAAAAUGAGAGAAAAAAAAUAACGAAACGAUUUAUUUGCAACAAUUAUUUAUUCGCUAGUUUGAUGAUCCUUGAUAAAUUGAUUUGUUCUUUUGAUACAAAAAAAAAAAAGAAGAAGAACCAAUGAAAAAAAUGGAAAAUCGAAUUCCUCGAUUCCUGAGAAAUCUUUUUCUAAAAUAUUCUUCGUCUUCUUCUUCGACUUUUUAUUUUUUUUUCGCCGUCACCGAUCUUUUUUUUUUUUUCGAAUCUUCAUCAGAUUUCAUUAGAUCCGCAGAUUAUUAUCCAAUCGAGCGUAUAUAUAUUCUAACUAAAUCGUGAACCGUGACUACCGUGACGCGAAGAGAAGGAAGGAAAAAAAAAAAUAAAAAAAAAAAAAAAAAAAGGAAACGAAGGCUCUCGAAUGCCUUUCCCAGGGCAACGUAUUCGCUUGACCUUAACGUAACAUAUCAUUUUACAAUAUAAAAACAAUAGUUGUACUGCCCAAGGUAGAGAUAGAAUGGACGUGUUUGCUGCGCAUGCGUGUAUUCUAAAUGUAUAAUCGUACAGUGUGAUUGUGUUUAAAAGCGAGACAAUUUCUAGCUAAUUUAGACCGACUCGAUCGCGAAUUCUAUCGAUUCGGUCCCCGUGCAAAAAGAGUGUAUACAACGCGUGAAACGUGACGUGAAUAAAAAAAAGGAAGGGAAGAAAGAAAGAAGGAAAGAAAAAAAAGAAAGAGAGAAACCAGAAAAAAGGAAAUGAAUAUAUAUGAUAAUAUCGAGCGUAUCGAUCGUUAUUAUCGCGCGCCGACACGAUUUUUCUUAUUCGAUAAAUUUUCAUUCGAAAAGCUCACUCGAUUUGAAUCGAACGAAAAAAGGGAAAAAGAAAAGAGAAAGAAAAAGAGAGAGAGAAAAAUAUGUCGCGACGAUAACACGCCUCGUGAGGGAAAUAUCGUGGCGAUGAAAAAAAAAAAUAAAAAAAAAGAAUAAUCCUUCGGCACUCGCGGCCAAGCUUUUUGCUACUUUUGUAUGAAAACGACGAUAAAAAAAAAGAUAAUAUUUACACCGAUGAAGCUGAAAGGAGACCAAAGGAAAAAAGGAAACGAAGGAAAAUCGGAAAGGGAAAUAUAAAAACGAGGAAGGAAUGGAUGGAUGUUCAGAAGCGUGCUCGUAGUCGCGAUUGUGGCGACACGAUUUUUCGAUCCGACCCCAGCUACUUUACACGUAUCGCUUGCUCCAUCUAUUUAAUUACUCAACACCUUCGUCGCGUUCCAUCGGUUCGUUUUUCGACUCUAUUCCUCUUCUCGACGAGAAUCUUGAAUCCGUUGAAAGUGGAUCGCGGACGAAGUUAUUGAAAUUAUAAUCGAAGCGUAAUUACAACUUAUAAUUAAAUUUUUUUUCAACUCGAGAGCAUGAUUUUUUUAUCGAAAUUCUGUAGAGAGUACGUUUUUGAGAAAACUAUCAUCUCUAACUAUCAUUCGAAAAACACUGCUGAUACUUUCAUCAUCGUAUGUUAUUCUAAUCUCUAUAAUCGAUCUGAUAAGUCCAAAAAAAAAAAAAACGAAUCGAUGGAAUCGUGAUCGACCUCGUCGCCGACAAAAGACAACGAGAGAGAACUAAAGGAAAGUAGGGCAAGAGAGGAACGCAACGCGGAAUGUUCACGCGGCGAGAAUUAGCGAAUCAUAAAAUGAAGAAAAGAAUCGACGUUUUGUUUCUCCAACCAAUUGUAUAUAUUCUUUCCUCGUAUCCUCGUACAAUUGGAAUCCGCCAUGCAAUUAUUAAAAUUUCUAUCAUAAUUACGUAUCCAAGAGAAAGAAUAAUGUUGCAUAAAUCUUUUUUUUUUUUUGAACGAAACGAUUGAAACGAAGAUUAAUGAAAUAAAAAAAAAAAAGGAAAAAAAAAUUAGGUACAACGAAAAAUUACGAAUAGAAAAAAAAACUGUAAAGAAAUUAGAGAGUAAGAAGAAGAAGAAAAAAAAAAAAAUAGAAAAGUCGAUUCUGAGCGUAUCGAUGCGAUUGAUCGAUUUAUAAUGGAAAUUAUUGGUAAUAAGAGUUCGCUCGCUCGCGAUGAAUCGUUUCGAUCGAAUCUAAAAAGUGCUUUACACAAAUGAACUAAGGAAAACUCAUAUCAGUAGGCAGUAUAACGCUACUAUACAAUUUACAAUUAAUAGAGAAUGGCAUUUCACGUAAGGAUUAGUAGAAAUCGAUAUAAAUAUGAAAAGUAUAUAUAUAUAUAUAUACAGAUAGCUCUAUAUAUAUAUAUAUAUUAAAGUAAAUGAGACGAAUAUAUAUAUAUAUAUGCAUGUCUGUGCGUAUGUGUGUGUGUGUGUAUCACGAGUAAACGAGGAACGACGAAAUAGAAAAAAAAAAAGGGAGGGAGUGAAAAAUAAAGAGGAGAAGAAAAGAAAAGGGAAAAAAAAAAAUGAAAAUAGAAAGUACGUAAAUUAACAAAAGUGAUGAAUCAGAUAUUUUGUACCGUGAACACUAGAGAGAACAUUAUUCUAACCGAAUCCUUUUUCGUUUCUUUUUUACAAUACAUACGUAUAUAUGUAUAUAACAGAUAACGUAUAUCUUAUACACACGCGAAAAAGAAAAAAAAAAAAAAAGCAACACGCAAUAUAGAUCACGAGGAAGCACCUGAACGAGACUGAUCUGUGCGAUCGAGAGCUUAUAUAGAUCCUGGAUCACGAUUUUUCACGCACGAAGGAAACGAGACAUCAAACGACCGAAAAAUAUAUAGAUGAAAUAUACUCUGGUGGUAAUCGUGGUAAUCGAUGGUAUAUUCACCUAUCAUCUAUCAUUUUCUCUCGACGAGGAUGCGAUCUCGUCCUAACAAUGCGGGAUUAUAAUAUACAAGAGACUCAAAAGUUUAUUUAAAGUUAGGAGAAGGAAAAAAAUCACGAACGAAGCGAGAAUCACUUUUCGCGAGACGAAUUGAGUGCAUUACGUUAUGCUUCGGAAUGAAACGCAUAAGGAGAGAGCAAAAAUCGAGGGAGAAAAUGAAAGGGGAAAAAGAUUGCUUGAUCGUUCGUUUAAUCGUCGAAGCAAUCGAGGAAACGGAGUCGAAUCGAAUCUUAACGAAUUUUAACGUUAACGAUGUAUCGUCCGAAAUGACCUUCCCCCCCCUCCCUCCCCCUCCUAUGAACUCUACGAGGAUUAAAGAAAACGAGGACACGAUUGAGACGAACGAAUCACCAAAGAUAUCGAUAAUAUAUCUGUCCAAAGAUCGCCAAGGGGCGAUUUCGAUCGACAUCGUGUCAUCAUUGCGACGCGAUGUUGUCACGCGAAUUAAAAUUAUCGAUCGAGCUCUGCGCGAACCGUGUGUUGUGAUAUAGUCGAUGCUAUACUCGAUACGAUCAGAAUCUGAAAAAAACAUGUCUCUGCGCAAGACGUGUGCGCAGAAGUACGAAGUACGAGAAUGGAAGGUAACACGAGGGGCAGGGGGGGAAAAGAAGAGAUCGUGCGAUAUAUAUACAUAUACAGAUUGAUGAAAGUAGAGGAAACGAAGAACCUGCCACAUUAUUAGACACGAUUAAUUAAAAUAGAUUCCCGAAUCCGUCCUAACGAGACGACGCUGAAAAUCCACGAAAAUCUCUACACGCCUUGCGUUGCGCAUCAGCAUUAGUUUGAAGGAAAAUAUAGGCCAGUCUCGAAACGGUAUUUUUUUUUUUUUCCAAGCAAGCCGAGAAAAUUAUUUUUGAUCGCGCGAACCUCGCUCUCUGUCCACGAUAUUAUAUCUCGAGAGGGGACGACACCGUUCAGAUUGAAGCGAAACGUGUCCAUGGGGAGGCCUUUCGAGCUUGGUGUCGAGCUAACGAGUUUCCACCGUUUUGUUCCACGUAAAUCGCUAACACGAACUUACACGCCUUGUAGAUGGUAAAAAUUCGAGAAGAUGGUGAAAAAAAAGAAAAAAGCUUUUAAACUCUAUGUACAUCGUCUGUUAUAUUAAAUUUUGAAAGGUUCAAAAUGUUGAGGAGAAAAAUUGAAAAAAGUUUGGAAUAGAGAGUUGAUCACGAUGACACGCGAUUUUUCAGGAGUUCCCAGUUUCGGAAGAGAAGGAAAGGAAGAGUGUUGUUGAUGGAAGAAGUAUAGAACAGUCGUGAAAUAGUUGUGUUCGUUCAAGAUUUCAUUAAAGAUUUUUUUUUUUUUUAAAUUCUCUUGAAAAAUUUUGUAUCAUCGUUUCGUUCUAUUUCACGUAUGGAAAGGAAGGUUAAAGUUACUUAAUCUCAACUGCGUUUCUAUUUUUUGGAAUAUCUUCGUUUCGAAUUUUAAUACACGACCACGCUAUUCUUCUUCCUAUACUCGAUUAGAUUGCAAGGAACGUCGAAAUAAAAGUGAUAAGAACGCGAAAAUCUCGCGACCACGUACAAUAAGACAUAUCAUUUUUCUAAUAUAUAUAUAUAUAUAUUCGGACGACGUAGAUUCUCGUCUAAAUAGAAUAAAAAGAGAGAGAGAGAGAAAGAGAAGAAAGAAAGUGAGAGAGGCUUCUCGAAAAUUUUCGAAAAUUGUCUUCGAUCGACCGCGAUCUACCUUACCGACUAUUGUUUUCGAUCUUACUAUCGUUGAAAGUAAAGUAGUAGGGGAGGGGGGAUAAAUAAGAAAGAAUAAGAAAAGAAUAAAAAAAAAAAAAAAGUCGUGGUGAGUCCAUACAUUCCGAAAGUAUAAUUACGACACAUUAAAUUAGGGACCGUAGCUAUUGUGUAUAAGUAUUCGCAGAAAUUUUUUUAGGCUCGUCGGUUAUAAUUUAAAACGCUAUAUUUAUUAUACAUUAUUACGAAAGAUUUCAAAGUGUUAAAGCUAACACGUAACAUGUUUUAAUCUGUAUAGGAUACAAAUGUCGCCGUGAUGUUUUUCUCGUCGAUUUUUCGAACGUUUCGCGAUUCAAACGUGUGAUCGUAGAUUAUUCGAUCGUAGUUGUUAUUCGAAAAACGGAUUUAAAGAUAAAAAUCGCGUGCGCUUCUUUCCGUACUAUGUGUUUUAGUUAUUACACAGUCCGUCUGGUGAUGCUUGGCGUAGAUUAGCGGAAGUGACGUUGCGUCAAAGUAAUUUUUAUCCCUCGAUUGAUAGGGCAGAGUCGUUUAAAUCGUAUUACAUUUAUACCGUAUAUAUAUACUAUUCAAUUUUUCUCGAUUUGUAUCAAGUAUAUUAUACACGCAAAAUUUGUAAUUUUAUUAAUCUCUAAUGUAAUUUUUUCGAGAUAUACAAAAAAUCGAUACUUGAUCGACUUUGUUCUAUCAGUUAGAUAUAGUAACAAGUACACUGCUCAAGAUAAUUCAACCUUUUUUUUUAUUCGAAUAAUUAAAAAAAAUGCACUAACUAACAAUUGGAUAUUUUUCAUAUCUCGUAUAAAAUACGAAGAUAUCUUUUUUUUUCUCGUAAAUGGAUAACCAGACCAUAAACCAUAAUUGCAUCUAUCCGACCUUGUUUCCGAGUUCUCUAACCAUUUUUUGCGUUAACUACACAAUUGGAAUCACCACGCUCCGUAUCUUAUGCGUGGUAUCGUUGCCUAUAAACGCUUUCAUAAUUUUCUAUGAGUCAUUCCAACGUAAUUUCGUACCGACACGAACCGAUCCGAUUUAAAGAAAAUUUUUUAACGAAACUUGUUUCAAAAGACAAGUGAAAAAAAAGAAAGAAAAAAAUUUUAUUCGUAAUUAGACGAAUUGAAUUGUAUUGAAUAUUUAUAUACACUUUCUUCUUAAUUAACAAACAACACUUUUCGUCGUGUUGUGUUGUUCGCGAUAUAUUUUUGACCAAAUAUGUAUGUAUCUUUUAUCGAGCAGUGUAUUUCGCCCUUGAGAUUGAGAUUUUCAGAAGAAGAAAAAAAAAAGGAAAGAAAGAAAGAAAGAAAAAAUCUCUCGAACGAUACACGAAUGUUCCAUCCUCCGUUCAUUCCCGCGGAUUCGAUUCCGCAAUAUGUGAAAAUAGUCAAUUCGUGGUAAUUUAAUUAACGAAAAGAGAACAAUUUCUAUGAGAAGAAAUUGUCCCGUCAAUAUCGAUCUCGACAUUGAUUUAAAUCGAUCGAUCGAGAUUCUUCGAAUGAUUAAAAAAAAAAAAAAAAAAAAAAAAUUAGGAAAUUCAAAAAACGACUGCUUCGACGGCAUUAUAUAUAUAUAUAUAUAUAUAAAAUAUAUAUGUAUACUAGAUAUUAUAUUCAAAGAAAUUUCAUUCUAGCUAUCAGAUGUUCUUUGCACAUAGGUACCUGAACGGUUCGACUAUUUAUAUUAAUUUGUCAAGGCUGCGUAAACAAUCCCAAAGAAUGAAAGAUGCUAUUUUACGUGCUCGUGGUGGUGAUUUUCGAUAUAUAAGCUCUUAAGCAACGUGAUCAACGUUGAUGGAACACCGAUUCACGAAAGUAUCAUCGUAUUCAAGUGUUAAGCUAUCUUGUCAUUUUUAUUAUUACGAAAGAUAAUUAAUUAAAAUAUUUCAAAAUAUUUGCCGCUUCGAAGAGGAUUUUAAAAAGAGAUUUGUUAAAAAUCCUAGAUAUGCGUUCGAAUAGGGAAAUCGUCGAUUAUUUUUUUUUUCUCUCGUAAAAUCGUUCAAUUCGAUAAAAAAAAAAUAUUUAAAUUUUACUCGUUGAGGAUUCUAUCUCGAGAAAAAAAGGAUCCCUAAAAAGGAUCCUCAAAUACAUUUGAACAAAGAAAUCACUCAAACAACAAAGAAUCUCUGUAAACGAUAAAGAAGAUCUCAGAUGAGGAGAACCUUUGUCAAUUCAAUUAAAGGAUCAUUGAUAGAAAAUUUGAAAAAAAAAAAAAAAAAAAAAAAAAANAAAAAAAAAAAAAAAAAAAAAAAAAAACUGAAUUUCUGAGAAAUAUUUGACACGGAUCAGAAAAAAAUCUGUGGGGUAAAAAUCUUUUUUCACAAAGGAUCUCGAUGUACAAUCUCUGGUCUUGUAAUAUAAUAUAACGUGUCUAUGUAUAAAAAUUUUUUUUCUAGAAAAAAAAAUAAAAAAAAAACAGGAAAAUCACACGGUAAAGAAUCUGAAGAAUCUUUCCUAUGAGGAAGAGGAAAAAAAAAAAAAANAAGAAAAAAGAGGAAACAUGUUAAAGUAAAUUGCGUAAUAAAACGGUAAACAAAGUCGCUAUUGUUAUUCAUUAAUUAGGCAUAAAUCGAAUAAUUACACGAAAAAAAAAAAAGAACGGCCACGAUGAGUCAACGAGAUCGUUUUCUGUGGACAUUGAUUCUGACUAAUUAGGAUUAAAGAGGUGGUUAUCGACGACGGCUCCAUACCGUCCAUAAGCCUCGAUCGACAGGAUCGAUUAACAACGAUGACUACGAUGUUUUGAACAAUGAAAUUGAGGAGAAUUCGCAUCGUGAAAAAAAAAGAAAGAAAGAAAGAAAGAAAGAAAGGGAAAAAAAGGAGAUAAUAGCAGAGAAACAUCGCAUACGAGAGAGAAUAAUAAAUAUAAUAGCACUGAUUUAACAGCGCACUCGAGAAUGUGUGUGAGAACAAUGAAUGCAAGAAUUUCGAGAUUUAGUUGCUUGUUUAAAAUAUUUAUCAUAAUAUUCGUGAUAAAUUAUUAUUAGGGUCGAAGCAGAUGGAGGUUGUAAAAAAAACGCAAGAAAAAUUGCGUGAAAUUAGUGGAAUUGGUGUCUACGUGUCGAACGACGUUUUGUUUUGUUUUUUUCUUUUUUUUUAAUAUGGAUGCAUUUUUUUCGUUAAAAAAACCGAGUUAUUUUAUCAUUUUAUUUAAACAAAUUAAUUUAAACUCUUAGAUUCUUGCUUAAAUUAAUGCCUCACGGUUGUACAGAGGAUGAUGGUCGAUUAAGAUUUGUUCAACGAGGCAGAUUUUAAUAGAUUUUAAAAUAUCUUUUCUUCAAUUGUAAUUCUUCGGUUCAAGAAAUUUAUUAAAAAGAAAAGGAAAAAAGAAUCAGGGGCCAUUUUGCACAAUUAGAACGUUUCGCAACAAUGUUUUCGCAAGAUAGAACGAUAAAAAGCUCUACUUUUCUUCUACUAAUUUACCGCUAAUUAUCUACCAUCCUCUUAUGAAUCGCAAUGAACGCGAUUUCAAAUCGCUAUUGCGUGUUAAAGAUCGUUUAACGUUCGACUUCUUGGCGCGAAACCAAAUUAUUCACGUAAGAAAAAUGAUUAACGAUGAAAAAAAGUUAAAAAAAAAUACGAAAAAUUUCUUAAUAAGGAAUUAGAAAUCCAAAAAAUAAAAAAUUGAAAUAACAUUGACAUUGGUGAUCUAGUCCUUGCUUUGCUAUCGAUGUCUUAUUCGAUUAAUAUUCUCUUAAUAUCGAUGAAAAUACAAAAGAAAAAAAUAAAAUCUACAUUUUAACCUUUAAACCUUUUGGAUCGUUAUAAAAUAAUUAAUUUAUCUUUUUUUUUUUGUUCAACUAUUUUUUUUUUAACAAUCCGUUAAAUUGACAUAAUAACAUAGAAUUUUGAUAGUAAAAUUAUUUCUGUAGAAUUGAGUAACGGAGAUCGUAUAUUAUGACUCAUGCUCGGCUGCCUGUUGAACGUAUAAGGAUUGAAUUAAAAAAAAAAUUAUUACAAUGUUAAAUUAUCCAAAAGAUCGUAGAUCUAGUAUUAUAAAAUAUUUUUUUUAAUUUACAUUUAAAUAUUAGUUGUCGCAUAUGCGAUAAGAAAUUUUCACAUAAAAAAAAAAAAAGAAGGAACGAAUUUUCAUAUAUUUGUUUUUAAUAUCGUGGUAUAAUAGCAAGUUUGGAAACUAUUGUCCAAUAGUAUAGAAUUUAAUCUCGUUUUUUUUUUCUAAUUUAUUUAUUGAUUAUUUAUAAUUUUCAUGAUUUUGCAAAGACCAAAGACAAGAUACCUGUUGUAAUAAUAACGCGUAUUUAAACGGAAAUUAUUUAUUUAUGAAAAAGAAAAUUUCAUUGUUGUUCGUGUAUCUAUCAAACGUCGUUCAUUCGAGUAGACACCUAUCAAUUUGUAUCUGUAAAAAUCUGUAUAUGUUAUUGUACGUAGUAGCAUCUACACUAUUUGACCGUAUAUAAGGGGAAAGCUAAUCGCGUAGCAUUGUCCAUGCAUUUAUUUGCCUGUUAGUUUUCUGUUUUCAGACCUAGCAUCGAAAUACGUAUGUAAUUCUAAUAAUAGUAUAAUAAAGGAAAGAAAAUGGGAUAAAGGAUACGGAAUAUUUCGAUGACAGAGAAAAUUUCAGGGUCUGUAUAUAGUAAUCUCUAUCGUUCAAGCUUUAUGUAUGCAUUCAUUAUAUGCAUGUGGAUAGAUAAUUAAAUAUUUAAAUAUUUCGAAUUUUCGAUUCGAACAAUUUUAUCGAAAAUCGAAUAUUCGAAUAAACUUGCUCGAUUUAUUUGGAACAAAACGAUGAGCUCAAAUAUUAUCGAAUAAAAAAUUGUAUAUUAUUCGAUAAUUUUCGGAUAUUUACACGAUUUUAUAAAAAAUUAAUCGUUAUAACUUAUUACAUGUAAAUUAAAAUAUUUUUUCUUUCUUUUAUUUUAUUUCUAUUCAUUGACAAAAUGUAGGGGAAAAAUUUAAAAAAGUUUAAAUGUAUCGUUCGGAUUCGAAUAAAUCGAGAUUAUUUAAAUACUAUUAUAAUUGAAAUAGAGAUGAAUUUUUGAUCAUGGUUAUUCGAUUGAUCGAACAAUUUGAAGUAUUAUAUAUAGCCGAAUAAUAAUUGAUUAUUCGUUAUUAGUUCGAUAAAUCGAGUUUUCGACUCGAAACGAAUUGAAAGUAAUUUUAUUCGAAUAGAAUUUCGAUUCUUUUCGAAUUUCGAAUUUCGAAAUCGAUACAAUUCGAUAAAAUGUGUUUCAAUCGACUUCGAGUAAUCGAAUAAACUUUGAGCGCUCUCGAGCCUCAAGUGUUUGAACUUUCAACGCAAUGUGUAAUACUCCACUGAUAUAUGUACAAUCCUUGAUUAUUUAAACUUAACAUUUAAAAUUUUUCACGAGACUUUCACACUGUCGAAUAGUGAAAUGAAUAUAGGAAAAAUAAAUCAUCAGAAGAAGAAGUGAGGAAUCGAGCGGAAAAAUAAUUUAAGAAUAAAUUUAAAUUUAA